CCUUGCUCCGCCACAGCUUGAUCACUUGCAACCUUGCAGGACCGGGAGGCAACUUUGUGCAAACUUUAACGCUGUUGUGCACUGAUCGGUACAUACAUUCCUUCCAGGCGCUGAAGCCAGUUUGCGGAAACAAGGGUAUCUCUACUGUUCUACAAAACACAAAGCCUUGGUGACCAUGACAACGCGUUUAGCUGUACUUUUAGCGUUUUCGCUGUGUGUGAGUUAUGCGCUUGCGCGGUCAAUUCCCACCCAUACUGGAGACCCUGAAGCUCGCAAGCGUAUCGUAACUCUCGAUGCGGACGCUCGGAUUUUCCUUUGGAAGGGCUUCUUGACGCCAGAGGAGUGCGACUACCUUCGUAUGAAGGCGGAGAAGAGGCUUGAACGUUCGGGUGUGGUUGACACUGCUAGCGGUGGGACACUUGUCUCUGACAUUCGCACGUCGGAUGGCAUGUUCUUUGAGCGUGGCGAGGACGCCAUCAUCGAAGCUAUUGAGCAGCGGCUAGCGGACUGGUCCAUGAUGCCCAUCUGGUCGGGUGAGGCGCUGCAGGUGCUGCGCUACCGGAAAGAUCAGAAGUACGACUCUCACUGGGACUACUUUUUCCACAAGGAGGGCGGCGACAACGGCGGCAACCGCUACUCCACCGUGCUCAUGUACCUGCUGGAUACCGAGGAGGGCGGUGAGACGGUGUUCCCCAAGCUGCCCGCCCCCAACGGCAUCAACCCGGGCUUCUCCGAGUGCGCCAAGUACCACCUGGCGGUGAAGCCGCGCAAGGGAGAUGCCAUCAUGUUCCACAGCAUGAAGCCCAACGGCGAGCUGGAGGAGCGCUCGCUGCACGGGGCCUGCCCGGUCAUUCGGGGGGAGAAGUUCAGCAUGACCAAGUGGAUCCACUCGGGCCACUACAACAUGAACGACGUGUACGACGAGCGCUACCGGGAGUACCUCGCCCGCCUGAGCACCAACGA
Astrephomene gubernaculifera is the source of this 963-nucleotide messenger RNA. The record is from the annotation of a GenBank genome assembly. Lineage: Eukaryota; Viridiplantae; Chlorophyta; Chlorophyceae; Chlamydomonadales; Astrephomenaceae.